AUGGCUCCUGCUACGCCACCUCGCGACCUCGAAGCGGGUCCGAGCGGUACACCGGACCAUGUGAGGAUCAUGCAAGAGAAUCGGCUAAAAGCCAAGGCGCGACUACAAAGUCUGGCAGCAGCACAGAACCCAACCACGCUGAAUGGAAAUGGAAAGCGACCACAAGGUCCUCUGUCGCUCGAGUCUGGUAGAUCAUCCUACUCGGGUCCCACGGUAGGUCCCAAUGCCAAUCUCUCAUCUUCCAUCCCUUCCAACUCUCGCAAUGCCAAUCUGGGCUCGGAAGCUACCAAGGUGUCACCCACCAAGCGAGGUCAACUGGCCCAAGCGGGUCAGCCUCGAGAUGAUUCGAAUGCACCCUUGCCAAGAGACAAGUCGCUGGGGAAUUACAUCGAGUACGAUUUGAGCAGAUUGCACAACUCCAAGGGUGGUUUCUUGGUAGAGGAAGGGGACGAGUACUCCAAGACUGCUGAAGAGCUGGCAAGGGAGAAGGAGAGGGAACGGGAGAGGAUCAAGGCUGACAUGGAGCCCGGAAUGAUGCUCGAUCCAUCUCGGCAAGAGGCUUGUCAGGAAUGCCAGUCGCUCGAGAUCGACGAUCAGCUCAGACGGGUGUUCGGUGUCAGGGUGUGCAGGAGCUGCAGCAAGAGGUUGCCAGAAAAGUACAGCUUGUUAACAAAGACUGAAGUCAAAGAGGAUUACUUGCUUACGGAUGCGGAACUGAAAGAUACGGAGCUGCUCCCGCACCUCCUCAAGAAGAAUCCGCACAAGGCAUCCUACAGUAACAUGAUGUUGUUUUUGCGCUGCCAGGUCGAAGCCUACGCAUUCAGCGCCGCCAAGUGGGGUUCUGAAGAAGGUCUGGACAACGAAUUUCAAAGAAGAGAAGACGAAAAGGCGCGCAAGAGGGGAAAGAAGUUUGCUCAGGGAUUGAAGGAACUCAGAAGGAGAACGAUGAACGAUACGUUUAGAAAGAGGCAGGAGACAGGGAAUCAUACGCACGAGUGGCAAGAUCUUGGCGAUGGUACGCAACAGUGCGAUUGCGGGGCCACGAUUGACGUCGAAGUCUUUUAA
Molecule: messenger RNA, 1065 nt
Organism: Ceraceosorus guamensis
Lineage: Eukaryota; Fungi; Basidiomycota; Exobasidiomycetes; Ceraceosorales; Ceraceosoraceae
Product: DNA repair protein
Exons: 4
Coding region: 1-1065 (354 amino acids)
Biological process (GO): UV-damage excision repair; nucleotide-excision repair involved in interstrand cross-link repair; nucleotide-excision repair, DNA damage recognition
Cellular component (GO): nucleotide-excision repair factor 1 complex
Molecular function (GO): damaged DNA binding
Source: RefSeq, a predicted model, not a curated record